Molecule: messenger RNA, 1587 nt
Organism: Brugia malayi
Lineage: Eukaryota; Metazoa; Nematoda; Chromadorea; Rhabditida; Onchocercidae
Gene: Bma-twk-7
Exons: 12
Coding region: 1-1587 (528 amino acids)
Biological process (GO): potassium ion transmembrane transport; stabilization of membrane potential
Cellular component (GO): membrane
Molecular function (GO): potassium ion leak channel activity
Source: RefSeq, a predicted model, not a curated record
AUGAACCAUUACGGUUAUUUGCGGGUCGAUUCCGAUCCAACACUAUCUUCCGAACCUGCCAGCAGUAAAUAUGCGCGAUACAAAUAUUCAGGUGAUGGUGAACUUGGUCCAUAUAAUUCAAACUUAACUGAUGAUCCUGAACAAUACGAACUGGAUGAUCAUGUGGGAGAAAUGUCGCAAGCAUUUAUUCGAAACGAAAGACUUUAUCGGGAUAGAACAUCCCAGUGCAGCGCUACGAUGGAUCAUCAAGAUUGGAGUGGGCGAGAUCUUCUCGAUGUACCCGAUAAAACGACUUGUAUCGAUCUUUCAUCGACCAGUGAAGAGCCAACAAGAGAUACCACUGAGGAUGACGAAUAUGACCAUCAGAGCGGUAUCAGAAAAUACGCGAAACUAAUUUUACCGCAUGUUGGUUUGGUACUAUUAACUUGUGCUUAUACGGUUGUUGGCGCAUCAAUAUUUUAUAGUGUCGAGCAACCACAUGAAUUGGCCAACAAAAGGCGACAGCUGGAUAUGAUAUACGAACGUCAGGAAGAGUUCGUGAAUUCGUUGUUUACCUUAGCAAUGCUCAAUGAGACUCGACGUGAAGUAUGGUCGCAGGUGACCAAACAGCAUAUGCAUAAUAUGAGCGAUCAUCUUUUCACCGCCUUUGAAAAAUUCUUCUUAACUGCUGCCGAAGUUCGUGCUAAUGAUACUAUCGAAAUAUGGUCUUUCUCGACUGCUAUCUUUUUCGCUGUUACUGUUGUCACUACUAUUGGAUAUGGUAAUCCAGUACCUGUGACACAUUUGGGUCGCAUGAUGUGCAUUAUCUUUUCACUAUUUGGCAUACCUUUGACAUUAGUGACCAUAGCAGACAUUGGCAAAUUUCUAAGUGAGCAUCUAGUGUGGAUGUAUGGUAACUACCUCAAAUUAAAGCAUUUCUUAUUGGAAAGGCGUCACUGGAGCAAAGGUCACAAGGAAAGAGUAUGUGAGCAAUGUCAAAGGCAGGGUCUAAGUACGGACAUGCAUUUUAUUGAAGAACAGAGGAUACCAGCAAUGCUGGUAUUGAUGAUACUUGUUGCAUACACAUCUUUGGGAGGUGUAUUGAUGUCUAAUUUGGAGCCAUGGAGUUUUUUCACUGCAUUUUAUUGGUCAUUUAUUACUAUGACCACCGUUGGUUUCGGUGAUUUGAUGCCACGACGAGAUGGUUAUAUGUACCUCAUUCUACUUUAUAUUAUUUUAGGUUUGGCGAUCACGACAAUGUGUAUUGAUUUGGUCGGAGUACAAUAUAUUCGUAAGAUCCAUUAUUUCGGUAGGAAAAUACAGGAUGCUCGUUCUGCAUUAGCCGUUGUUGGGGGAAAAGUGGUGCUUGUAUCUGAACUAUAUGCAAAUUUGAUGCAAAAGCGAACAAAAAAUUAUGAUCGGGAUGCGUUUAUAAUCGACAAUUUUCAUAUAUCGAAACAUGUUAUACCAUUUAUUCCUGCCGAUAUUCGGUGGAUUCGAUAUAUAGAUCAAAAUGCAGAGUCAUUAUCAUCGUCGACUUCAACUCUCGACUUACAUUCCUGUCGCUUUUGCCAUUCUCGAUUUAGCAUAUCGCGUUACCAUCCUUGA